CUUGGUGUCCUGGUGUGUGCAUGUCGUCGUGGAUAUUGCGGAGGCGUGGAGAUGUCGCAAGCGUGAGGUGGUGUGGUUCUCACUCUCCUUCUCCGGACACGACAGGUGCAUUCCGUCAUACUCCUGUCACCGCAGCCUGUCUUCAACUUUAAUAUGUCCCCCUCUUCUCCUCAGCCGCCCUCCUCCUUCAUUCUUGACCGAAACCCAUAUCCAACUUGAAGAUGGCUGGGGAAGUCAUUGAUCGUCCCAACCCUCAGCCGCUGCCCUCCCACGUCCCCGACGAUGUCUUCGACGCCCUCGCCGUCAAGCUGGGCAAGGAAACACUGCCCGAGGAUCACAAUGCGCAGUUCUCUGCAUUUCGCAAGGCUGCCUGCUACAUUGCAGCUGCCAUGAUUUUCCUCAAGGACAAUGUUCUUCUGGAACGUGAUCUUACCUUUGACGACAUCAAGCCGCGCUUGUUGGGUCAUUGGGGCACAUGCCCUGGUUUGAUUCUCGUAUAUUCGCACUUGAACUAUCUUAUCAGGAAACAUGACUUGGACAUGAUUUACGUCGUCGGACCCGGCCAUGGUGCCCCCGCUUUGCUGGCCUCCCUGUGGCUCGAGGGAUCCAUGGAGAAGUUCUUUCCCCAAUACAGCCGUAACAAGCAAGGCCUACACAACUUAAUCACCAAGUUUUCAGUCACCGGCGGUCCUCCUAGUCACAUUAAUGCCGAAACUCCAGGCGCUAUCCACGAAGGCGGUGAGCUUGGCUAUGCUCUUGCUGUCUCCUUCGGUGCAGUCAUGGACAAGCCAGACCUUAUCGUAACGUGCAUUGUCGGCGAUGGCGAGGCCGAGAGUGGUCCGACUGCCACUGCGUGGCAUGCCUACAAGUACAUUGACCCUGCCGAAUCAGGCGCCGUCCUUCCCAUCGUGCACGUCAAUGGCUUCAAGAUCUCGGAGCGCACCAUUUACGGUUGUAUGGAUAACAAGGAACUUGCGGCGCUAUUCACAGGCUACGGCUACCAGUCCCGCUUCGUAGAGGAUCUGAACGACAUUGAUGCAGACUUAGGCAGGUCGAUGGAGUGGGCUUUGGCUGAGAUUAAGCAGAUCCAGCAGUGCGCCCGCUCCGGAAAGCCCCUCCAAAAGCCUCGUUGGCCCGUCCUGAUUUUGAGAACUCCAAAGGGCUGGAGUGGUCCAAAGAAGGUUGAUGGAGAGUUCAUCGAAGGCUCCUUCCAUGCUCAUCAGGUCCCCCUUAUGAAGGCAAAGAGCGACAACGGCCAGCUCAAGCAGCUGCAGGAAUGGCUCGAGAGCUAUGGUCCCAAGGAGUUGUUCAAUGGCGAUGGUACUCCCAAGGACUCAGUGUUGAAGAUGAUCCCCGAGAAUCACCACAAAAAACUCGGCCAGGUCAAGGAAACAUAUGACCCAUACGUUGGUAUCAAAGUGCCGGACUGGAAGCCGUUUGGGGCCAAGAAAGGCGGGGAGGCGAGCUCCAUGAAAACCAUUGGAGACCUACUAGAUCAAGCUCUUGUCGACAAUCCCAAAUCUAUGCGAAUAUUCUCUCCUGAUGAGCUGGUCAGCAACAAACUGGACGCAGUCUUCAACCACACUGGGAGGAACUUCCAAUGGGACGAAUUUUCUCGAUUCCAAGGUGGCCGUGUCAUUGAGAUCCUGUCUGAGCAUUGCUGCCAGGGAUUUAUGCAGGGCUACACGUUGACUGGACGUGUUGCAUUGUUCCCGUCUUACGAAAGUUUCUUAGGCAUCAUCCACACAAUGAUGGUUCAGUAUGCGAAGUUUGGCAAGAUGGCCAAGGAAGUCUCCUGGCGUGGAGACAUUGGCUCUCUGAACUACAUUGAGACUUCGACUUGGACGCGCCAGGAGCACAACGGCUUCUCUCACCAGAACCCCUCUUUCAUCGGUGCCGUCUUAAACCUCAAGCCCGAUGCUGCACGCGUCUACCUGCCCCCAGAUGCGAACUGCUUCCUUUCUACUCUUGCUCACUGCCUUCGCUCCAAGAACUACAUCAACCUCAUGGUCGGAUCAAAGCAGCCAUCCCCAGUUUUCCUUUCCGUGGAGGAAGCAGACGCCCAUUGCCGCGCCGGAGCUGGUGUCUGGAAAUUUGCCAGCACGGACGGUGGUCGCGACCCAGACGUCGUGAUAGUUGGCAUCGGCGCCGAACUGACGUUCGAAGUGGUCAAGGCGGCCGAGCUGUUGCGGGAGCUGGUCCCGGCGCUACGUGUGCGCGUAGUCAACGUGACAGAUCUGAUGGUGCUGUCAUUGGACGGAAUGCAUCCGCACAGUCUCUCAGACCAAAGCUUCAACUCGCUUUUCACGUCCGACAAGCCAAUCCACUUCAACUACCACGGAUACCGCAAUGAGCUGGCGGGGCUGCUGUUCGGGCGCAACCAGCUCAGCCGCAUCAGCAUCGCGUCGUACCGCGAGGAGGGCUCAACGACGACGCCCUUCGACAUGAUGCUCGUGAAUGGGGUCAGUCGGUAUGACGUCGCGCUGCGGGCGCUCGAGGGCGCGUCUCUACAUAACGAGGCAGUGAGGGUGGAUUUGGUGGACAAGGCAGCGGAUGUCAAGCAUCGCAUCAGUAAGACGAAGGCGUAUAUUUUGGAGCAGGGCAAGGAUCCGGAGGGCACGUAUGAUGUGCCGGCGUUUGAGGGGUUUGCGGCGGGGUGAUGUAUGAGGGGUAGGGGCAGGAUGGAGAUGAUUGAUGAUUGAUGAGUAUGAGUACCUAACGGUUCCAAUGACACCUUGACGGUUAACGGUGAUGAUGGUUGACGACAAGUAGUACCUAGGUUGCGGGUCGCGGGCGGGUGGGCGACAGGGGCCUCGGCUGGGCACGCGCUUCGUUUUGGCGGCGGCGUUGCGGCGCCAGGGCCAGGGGCCAUGGGGUGUUUCAGGUGUCAAAAAGGCAGAGUCGCAGACUCUCCAGCCAACUGUCCUCUGCUCGAUCUGCGAGGAUCAGAGCAGCAGAGAAUCCGUGGGC
Molecule: messenger RNA, 2970 nt
Organism: Aplosporella prunicola CBS 121167
Lineage: Eukaryota; Fungi; Ascomycota; Dothideomycetes; Botryosphaeriales; Aplosporellaceae
Exons: 4
Coding region: 222-2660 (812 amino acids)
Biological process (GO): carbohydrate metabolic process
Molecular function (GO): aldehyde-lyase activity
Source: RefSeq, a predicted model, not a curated record